This is a messenger RNA of Epithele typhae, 1059 nucleotides long. RefSeq lists its product as uncharacterized. The record is from RefSeq and is a predicted model, not a curated record. Bases 1 to 1059 code for a protein of 352 amino acids. The transcript is spliced from 4 exons. NCBI's taxonomy places the organism in Eukaryota, Fungi, Basidiomycota, Agaricomycetes, Polyporales, Epitheliaceae.
AUGGCGUCCUCAGCAUCUGGUCUACACAUCUUUCAGGACACUGGAGCACCUCCCGGGAGCUCCGACUAUACGACAGUCGUCGUAAUCCACGGAAUUGUCUGGCAUAGCGCUAUAUUCUCGAAGAUGGUUCCUCUGGCUAGGAGCAAGAACAUACGUCUCGUCCUCGUUAAUAGACAGGACUACCCCGGCGGGGCCCCGUACAACUCCGCCGACCGUGCAUUGCUCCCCGCCCAGGCAGGCAGCAGCAGGCAGACUGUCCCGCUGCCUUCCGAGAACGCAUGGGUCUUCAUGCAGCACCGCGCCAGCACUCUCAACCAGCUCCUCGUCGAGCUCGUCCUCGCCCGCGGUGUCACUCCUGCCGAGCCGGCCCGGAAUAAGGGCGGGAUCGUGCUCGCUGGGUGGUCGCUCGGCGUCGCCUGGAUCACCGCUCUUCUCACCCACGGCGGUUCCUUCCAGCAGAACGGCGUCGACCUCGGCCAGUACCUCCGACGUGUGAUCCUCUACGAGGGCUCCAGCACGGUGUACGGCUACCCGCCGAGCCCGGACCCGAACCCGCAGCUCUCGGUGCAGGAGCAGGACCCGCUGCUCUGGCUGUCCGAGUACUUCGCGCACGGCGACACCGCGGCGACGCUCGAGCGGCACACCCCGCGCGGCGCGCCGACCCCGACGCUCGCGCGCAUGACCCCCGCCGAGGUGCGCGCGACGGUGUGCGCGGCGCAGACGAGCCCGGGCGGCUCGGACGCGCUGCUGCUGCACUGGGGCGUGCGCACGGGGCUGUUCGCGGCGCUGCGCCGGCGCGCGCUCUUCCCGCCCGCCCGCGCGGCGCCGCCGUGGCCCGCGCUCGAGGUCCGCGUCGUGUGGGGGGACGAGAGCGUGUGGGAGGUGCUCGACGCGACGCACGCGCUCCGCGCCGAGCUCGCGGACGCGGCGGCGAAGCGCGCGCAGACGCGGCCGGUGACGCUCGCGCGCGUGCGGGGCGCGAACCACUUCGCCCAUUGGGACUAUCCUGAGCAGACGCUGCGGGUAUUUUUGGCCGCCCCGAACGAGGUUGAAGCCUGA